AAUUUACCUUUUGCAAUCUUUUUAUAGCUGCCAUUUUGAAAAUAGAGUCUUCUGAAGGCAGUAAAAUUCGUCAAGUUCACCAAUGACCAGUGUUGCCAAUUGUUAGAAUUUUAUUCAUUAAACGGAAAUUUCAGGUUUACAUUGGAAAAGUUUUUGUGUAAAAUUUGAAUAUUUUAAAUAUAUUUUUUAUUAUCCAAUCACUGAUCGCAUUGAAUAAUCUCACAUUUCUCUAUCUAGAUUUCAUGUAUUCAAUGACAUUCGAUAUCUGCCUUUAUUUGUAUCAUGAAGCAUUACCAUUUCGCGCGCCGAAGUAUGAUUUCCUUUCUAAGGUUAUAUAUAAAUCGGAAGCAAAUAUAUAAGAUUUAUUCAUGAAGGUUUUAAAGUGAACAAGAAAAAAGCGAGACUUUGUUAUAAAUUAUUAUAACAUUAUUAAUCAUCGAUAUAUUUAUAUAUAUAUAUAAAGCUAAUCAACAGUUUACUUCAAAACUAAUUAACGUUCAAAUUUCUGUUGAAAUCAUGGCUGCCAGUUAAAUGUGCGGCAAUUUUCGUUCACGCUGUAAUACCGGCAUUUCAAUAUCUUUAAAAACGUUAAUAUUCUGUUAAAGUUAUAUGUGGUGUUAUUUAAAAUUAAGUUUUAGUUUAUAAAUCGAUUUAUAUAAAUUGCCAAGAUGUCAGAAGAAGAAACAAGUACAGAAGAUAUCUGGACACCAUAUAAGGAAUUACAAAAUCUUGUAGUUCGAUCGAUCACAUUAGCACCUAGUAUGCAUGACCCUCAAUACCAUGAAUUUAUAGAAGCAUUGAGAAACCAUAGACAAAAUUUUUUUACACUUUUAAAAAAUCCUCCAAAAAAUAUUAAUAGUCGCAAUGAAAUUAAAAAAGGUGUGACGGAUGGUAUAACAUUACCUGGGCUAGGACAUCAAAUAUUGUCGAAAGAGUUGGUGGAUGAAACUUUAAUUAUAUCAGAUAUGUAUGAUUUGAAUGAAUUCAUGGCCCUAGAUCUUUUAUGUACUGCCCAACUUCAAAUGCCACACUACCCUGGAUUAACCAGAGGUUUAACCGCUGUACUUUUAUACUAUGAUGGAAGAAAAGCAUUGACUACAACUUUGAAGACCUUAGUGCAAGCUAGAAUGGGACAUAGCUGGGCCCUUGAUGCACCACUAACUCUUACAAAAUAUAUUACUGAAUAUACUAAUAAAUUACAAGAAGAUGGUUUAUUGGAUAGAAUUAUAACUUUAUUAGAAGAUAUGGAUCCUAUACAGGAACAAGAUCUUCUACAACAAAAUAGAGCAUUGGGAGGAGCAAAGCAUCAUCGUAUGGUUAUGAAACUUUAUAAUGAUACUAGACAAGAUUUAGCAGAUAUUUUGUAUUUAUGGUCUGCUCAAUCAUCUCUACCAAAACCUAUUUUCUUUCGUUUAUUAUCGCUAUUACAAACACGCCAAGUUGAAUCUGAAGCUGGAGAAGGUGGUCCUGAUAAAGUUACAUUGGCUCUCAUUAUGGCCAUAUUAUAUGCUGUAAAUCUUAGUCCACUUAAUAAUCGAGAAAAUGGUGAAGGUAUUAAAACAUAUUCAUUUUUUAAUUUGUUUGGUAAUAUAAAAUUUGUUUCAAUGAUAUUCUAUUUAAAUUUUGUUUCAGAUAUAAUUAACUCUAUUCCCUUGAUCACAGAGAGAGGAGCGUUAGAUGAUAUAAAACAAAAAGUAAUGUCUAAUAGUAUAACUUGGGAAAGUACAGGAUUGCGUGGACUUGUACAAUUUGCUUUAGCAGUUGCCAUAGCAACAUUGAAAACUAUCAGUAAUACGUAUCAACCACAGCAUAUUACAAAUGACGAUGAAAUUUUAGUGGAAACGGCUUUAUCUAAUAAAGUUUUCCACUUUAUGGCCGAAAUUUUAUUAAAAAGUACUUGUAUACACUAUGAGGAAUUUUACAUGCGUUAUUUUCACACUCUUCUUUCUGAUUUUAUAUUAUUAAUGCCUCUGAAAAUUAAGGAAUUGAGAAGUCGAGCAGAUGAAUCAAUGCGUCUGGUACAAGCAUAUCAGCAAGAAGGUGUAGAACCACCAAUGAAUUUAGACAAUCACUUUGAGUUUCUCAUGUUGACAGUAGCGGAGUUAUACAAAAAAGAUCCGUUAAAAUUAAAUUUAGCUAUGGAUUACUGGUGCCAACAUUCAGAGUCAACGCACGUUUCUGCUUCCGUACAUAUUGGACGAUUACCUCCUAGACAAGUUGCUUUAUUUAAAUUUAUACGAUUAGCUGGAGAAAUACUUCCUGCUGGUCUUUUUGUAUCCUACCUCAAAAUGAUCGCAUCCCUUGCUUCGUCACCUCCAGCUGCACGCCAAGCAUUUAAUUUUCUUAAACCAAAUGGAUCUUCCACUUCAACAACAAUUUCCUGGGAUCACUUCUUUAAUUCUUUAAAUCGCUAUUAUUACAACUUACGACAAGAAUUACCACCAAGUCAAGAUACAGUAUAUAGACAAAGAAGUCAUCCAAAAGGUAUUACACCUCACGAAGUUAAAGGAUUAGAGGCUGUACUUAAAGUCGUACAAAUAAUUGCAAAAUAUGAUGAAAUGUCUAGAGUAGCAAUAUGCGAUCAUCCAAAUUGGAAAGUACUUCAGUCUUUAAUAGGGUUGGUAAGCUGUGCGAUGCCAAUUCCAUUAAAAGGCGUUUUAGUAAGAACUCUUGCUGCAUUAGCAAGAUCACCAGAGAGUUCUUCUACAGUUUGGCAAAGUUUAGAAGCCGCACAAAUUCUUUCGACUAUACCAACAACUAGUAGCUAUCAACCACGAGGAGUACAAACAGAAUUGGAAGAAAUUGAAUCAAGGAACGAAGAAUAUCCUUUGACUCGAGCGAUGUUAAAACUCUUAGAUAUCUUAACAGAUUAUCCAAUUCCACGUCUUUUGGGAGUUGGACAACGAAAUCCAGGCUUUGAUCCUUAUCUACAUUUUCUCAUUAAUAUAGUUUUUUUAAGAUUCCAUACACGCUCGUAUAAAAAUGCUGCAGAGAAAUGGAAAGUUGCGAAUGGAUGUUUGAAAAUAUUCUCUAAAUUAAUUAAACAAUACGAGCCAUCUUUAGAAGAUUUUAUGGGAUGUAAAGUUGAAUUACAAGGUGGUGAUUUGACUGUCAUUAAUUCCGCUCCUGGAUAUCAUUUAAUGACGCAAUUACAUUCUACUAAUUCCGAGUUACUUCAUGUCAUACUCUAUAUUCUGGAUGAAGGAUAUCACCAGUUUGAUACAUACGAUAUUUUCCCUGGAAAGAAAUAUCUUGAAUGUAGUACACUAUGUUGUUUGGAAAUAUUGGAUCGGACAUUGAAAACACAACAUCAAUACAUGACACAGUUAGCAUCGGCAACCAGUAUAAAUAAAAUCGUAACUGGACUUUCGCGUUUAUUGCUGGGAGUAAAUAUGCGUACUGGAAAGCCUGAUCACAUGAUAAAUAUUGUUAAUUAUGUCUCUUAUAAUUCAUGGCUACCACGACAUUCCUUUGUCGCAGUUGGCGUUGUUCAAAGUGUUGCCAAUGAACCAGGUGCAGAUUUAGAAUUGUUGUCGACAUUUACAGCAACUAAUUCAUUGGCAACGAAUAUUAGACACGGUUUCGUUGAGUGUUUAGAUAUGGAUUAUACUCCUGUAGAUGAAGAUGACAUAAACAAUGAUGAGAGAGCAGAUGUGGAAAAUUGCAAAGAAAGAAUUUUAUUAUUAAUGAUGCAGAGUAUUACACGACCUGUACCUAAUCUUGCUCAUUAUUUGUUAGGAUUUGAGAUCACUAAGGACAUUCGAAAAACAAUUAUUCAACAACCUGGAAUUUUAGGCUUCCCACGAACUUGCUUGCAUUCUGUUUUGGGUGUCUUGGAACAAUCCUUGGAUAAUGGCCGUGAUAAAAUUACAGAAAUGUGUUACUGUUAUUUACACACAUUAGCGGCGAAUAAUAAGACAUCAGUACCAAUUUUAAGAUUUUUACGAACUGCAACAAAUCAAGAUUUUGUACAAAGGCACCUAUCAAAAUUACCUUUCCAAGGUUCAAAUAAAGCAAUCGAACUUGGCUGUAUGUCGUGGCUAUUAAAAAUAGUAGCGAUAGAACUACGAGUCUCUGGUGGAAGCUUACAAAGUUCGCUCGUUCAGCGCUUAGUUGGAAGCUUUAGUCAAGAGAAAGAACAAAGUGCACCAUCACAAAAACUUCUUAUGGAUCUUCUACAUUAUAUCGACUUUCAACUAUACUUAGAACCUCCUAAGUCAUGGGAAUUCUUCGAUCCUUCGCAAAUUGAAAUGGUAUUUGGUCGUUGUAGCGUUCCAUCGUCUUUGAUGGGAGGACCUCGACUUAUCGACGUUAGAAAAUUACAUUCUCUUAUCGUAGAUGAAUUAACGGUUACACAAAAUAGUGCAACAGUAACUCAAAGGAAACUUAUGCAACAAGAAUUGCAAUCGAUACUUGCUCAUGCCUUGAAGAAAAAUCAAACCAAACUUUUAUCAUACGCUACGGUAAAAUUUGUAGAAGGCUGGUGCCAAACAACAGAAAUACUAUUUUCCGUAGCGUCGAAUUUACAACUUCCUGCGGCUCAAAGACAAAGUCUUCUUCUGAACUUAUCACAUGAUUUACUACAAAAAAUGACAUCGUGCGAAGCACUCAGUGAGAUAAAAACACUUGUAUCUGGAACAGUUUUGAUGUUACUUGUCAACUUGCGAAAUUAUUUUGCGAUGCAAUCGAACCAAGAAUUACUUCCAACAUCACCUUCGAAUACGACAAUGAUGAAAAUAAUUCUUAGCCAUGUACUAGAAUGGAUUUUAAGCGCAAGUGCAUCGUCGCAAAAAGUUCUAACGCAUCUUUACGCGGCACUUCUAAAUUUCCUUUGUGUCAUAGGCUUAGAAAAAUCAGAGAGUGCAUCUGUUAUGGAUACGAUGUAUGUUAGUCAAUUAGACAGUUCAUUCAAUCGAUCCAUGCCAGUGCAGAAGCGUUCGCACUGUUACGCCACGAUACAAGUUAUCAAUAGUUUUGGCAAUCAAUUGAUGGAUGUUUUAUGUCACAAUUGUUCCGGUGGUCAUGAUGUGUGUAAAAUGUUAGCACUCUCUUGUUUAGACAAGAUCUUAGAAUUGGAUUACGAUAAUUCUUGGAUGAUUUAUUUAUCUAGUCGAGGAUAUUUAAAGCAUAUGAUAGACAGUCUUUUACAAUCCGAUAAUUUAUUAAGGCAUAUGCUUCAACCAGAGCCUGAAACAUUAAGACCUUUGUAUUUAUAUGAAGCAAAAUUAGCAACGUUUUGUAGAAUGGCCUCGACGAGAUUAGGUGCUGAAAGUCUUUUAAAAACUAAAGUUUUAUCCUGUAUGUCAAGUAUGUGCGUUUUUGAUCAACAUCCGGAUGUUCAUAUGAAUGUUGAAGGAAUUGAUUCUUCUUUCGUACCCUCAAUCGGGCAACGUUAUCAACAAAUUUUUUUGCCUGCUUUAUAUUUAUGCGGUGCUUUGUUGACUACUUUAGGAACUGAAAAUCAAUCUUGUGCUAUACAAGUCUGUAGCUUUCUUCAAAGUCAUCGAGAUACAGUUGAAAUGAUAUUAAGAAACGCUUUUUCUAAGGCAAAUACUCUAUUUUUAAAAGAAAUUGCCUGUCUGACUGGUGUCGUAUCCAGAUCUGCUAAUAUCGAUAUGUAUAAAUUAGUGGACGAGGGGCUAACGAUAUCCGAUGUUGGUGAUAAUAUAAUAGAGGAUGAUAAUGGAAUGAGAGAAUUACGUGCUCAUCUCUAUAGAUUACAAAAAUUAAUGCUCUCAUUACUUCACAAAUUCCAAUUACAACCAACACCUAUACAUUUGGAUUAUCAAAAAACAAAUGUAGAUCAACAACAAAUGUCUUGUAUAGAAAUAGUUGCGAAUGUUCUUUUGUAUGCUCGUAACCAGAUGCAGCAUAGUACCAUGGACCAGAAAGUAAGGAAUGUUCUUUUCGAACCUUGUUUAUCGCCGAAACCAGGCACAAGAGAAGGUAGAACUAAAGAUAUAUCUAGUGAAGUUCAUUUAGGAUUGAUCGUUGAACAACUUACAUCUACAACCGCAUUAUUACAUAAUGAACUGCCACAUGUCGAUUCUCUGAUCAAAAAAACGGCUAUGAUAUCGGACAUGACUGCGGCAGAAUUAAAAAAAUAUAUGUCUGAUGAAGAAGCAGAAUUAGACAUAGAUAAACAGCGCAUUGUGCUAGAGCAACGAUUGAAUCAACGACUGAAGGAAAAACGUCAAAGUAUAAAAUAUUGUUGCCUUAUAAUAGAACACAGUUUAUAUUUACUUUGGAGUCAUUUAGAUUUCUACACAAUGCAAAUAAUGUCAGGACAUCAGAGAAUGCAAGUAUCCACAGGAAACAUAAUUGAUAAUAUAUUGGAAAAAAAGAUAUCACCAGAAAUUUUAACCGAAUUAAAACAAGGACUUAUCUCUAUAUUUACUGAUAGUUUCAUUACUCAAUUAAUCGAUACAUAUAAUGAAUAUACAACAGUAGAUCGUAAUUUUAUAGAGGCUCUCGUUAGGAGGGUCAAAAGAUUGUUACAAUUCAUAAUUAUAACGUAACUGUAUUUAUAGAAUAUGUGUAUAUUAUUUUUAUUUUAAAUACACAUCUCUUUCUAUACUGUUUCA
Molecule: messenger RNA, 6584 nt
Organism: Vespula pensylvanica (western yellowjacket)
Lineage: Eukaryota; Metazoa; Arthropoda; Insecta; Hymenoptera; Vespidae
Gene: Nup205
Product: nuclear pore complex protein Nup205
Exons: 9
Coding region: 669-6518 (1949 amino acids)
Biological process (GO): nuclear pore organization
Cellular component (GO): nuclear pore; nuclear pore inner ring
Molecular function (GO): structural constituent of nuclear pore
Source: RefSeq, a predicted model, not a curated record